Molecule: messenger RNA, 10969 nt
Organism: Cyanistes caeruleus (blue tit)
Lineage: Eukaryota; Metazoa; Chordata; Aves; Passeriformes; Paridae
Gene: MAP3K19
Product: mitogen-activated protein kinase kinase kinase 19
Biological process (GO): protein phosphorylation
Molecular function (GO): ATP binding; protein kinase activity
Source: RefSeq, a predicted model, not a curated record
CAGUCCGUCAUGGCUCGUCCCGGCGGGGCUCCCGCCCCGGCUCCUGCCUCCCCGGGCUCCCCGGCUCUUUCCUUCCCGGCUGGCUGCAGCCUCUCAAGGGGACGCUUCACACCGGGCGCGAAGAUGAAGCGGGGGCUGCUCCCACAGAUUCUCCGGCUCCGUCAGAGACAGUCGAGAAGGGCUCCCUCAGAUGUACGAGUAACACAGCCCUUGUCAAACAGCCGGGGCUGUGGUGUUCCCCAGGACUGGUCUCCCUGUCCCCCGCCUAAUCCAAAGCCUUCCCUGUCGCUUGUGUCACUCGGGGGACGCCGACAAAUCCUUCCGGCAUGCAGCAAAACAGCUCCCUUAAACACCCUUUAAACUCUGCUUCAGCCCACUAUCCCUCUUUUAUCUUGUCUUGCCCCUUAGCACGGUCCGUUACUUAAAAAAGAAGAGGAAAUAUCCUUAAAAUCUGCGGCUAGAAAGGAGAUGACAAAUACUCGUGAGGGGACUGAGUGCGAAGUAAAAAUGACGUGGGAAACAUGCCAGGUGCUAAAAGCAUAAACGGAGGUCACUGCUGCUCUUUGAAUUAAACUGCUCCCGGCCCAAUUUCUCCCGGGGUGAGGAGGUUACCUGGAGACAUGGUGUAAACUCAACAGCCCCGCGUAGCCGCAGUGCCUGCAGCCUCUGCCUCGAGAAUUGUGCUCCGCACUCAGGGAAACAGCCGAAAAUAAAAACAAAGUGUGUGUGAUUGCUGUCCAAUUCCUCACUGGCCAGCAAAGGAAGGCAGCUGCGAGCUGAAAAUGCUCUGUAACUUGCCUUUGGGUUGCUCUGCCACUUUCACUUUUAGCUGCUGAAGAACCAGGUUUCUGGGCGUUAAUACAUUUAAAGACCAUAUGUCUGACAAUCAACAGGAUAAGAGGAGAAGCAAAAAAGGUUGUGGAAGUGUUGCUGUGGACAAUAUAAUGGAAGAAAUGCAUCAGUCAGACAAAGUUCUAGGAAAAACCAGCCAAAUUGCACCAACAUCCAGAACACAGCCAGACCAACAAGUGGCGUGUUUUCCAAGUAAAAAUCAGAUUGCAUUACCCAGGAAACAUCACACUUCUUUACCUUUCUUCUCAAAGAAAGAGAACAUGGGAUGUGGCUUUGGCUUCAACUUUCUGCUACAGACCUCAUGCCCAGAAUCUAACAUUUCAACAUCAUUUAUGGAUUUAGAUACUUUCCAGAUAAUAAAAGCACAAAUACAACGAAGGUUAAAUGUAACAAUGCUAAAAACCAGGAACAAGAAAUCUGAGUUUCAUUUGCCACCACUGACAUGUCAGCCUGUAAGAACAAUUCAUCUUGCUCCUCUAAAGGAUGAUAUUGUCAAUGAAAGCAGCAACAUCAGAAAUAUUUUAAAAAUUAUGAACUCUGUUCCUCAGCCUAUAAAACCAGUUUCUAAGGUUUAUCAGUAUCAGUUGGACAACUUAUUAAACAGGCACAGUGAAAAGAAAUUACCAGAAUUGAUCAUGGCCACAGUUUCUGGCAAGUUCACUCCAGUGAAGGACUUGUACUACUUCAGCAUUAAUAACUGUGAUAAGUACCCCAACAACAGGAAGGAAGAAAUCCAAAGCUAUUUAAAAUGGAGGGAAGCUGAUGUAAAAAUCCACACUGAGAAGAAGAACCAGGUGAAGUUCCAGUGUUCAGUGGUUUGUGAGAACAUCAGUCUUCUGAGCCCAGCCAGGUUCUGGGAUGAGAGUCAUCCCCACUUGAGCUCAAGCAAUGCUCUGGGGAACUGUGGCAUGUUCACAGCCCAGACAACAUUUACAAUGUCCAGCAACAGCGAUGCCUCAAGAGCCGGCAAUAAGCAAAAUGAAGCAGAGAAUUGCUGUAGCACUGGUCUGGAAGAGGAAAAUGCUACAGAGAUGAUGCAGGGUUAUAAACCACAGGAAGAUGCCAAGAGUGCCAACUUUGUGCUUUGCAAUCAGGAUUUAGAUUCUUCCUGUGGAAAUGAAGUGAUAGAGGUGUACAAAGCUUUAGAAGAUAAUUCUGUAGUUGCUGUAAUUCCCCGAUUAGAAGUUGAAGAUCCCUCUGGAAAAGAGUCAGAAAAUCAAAUCUGUCCCUCUAAAUAUGAAAUAGAAAAAGAAGCAAUGUCAGAAGCAACUUCAGAGGACCAAAGUGAGCUUGUAGCUGUUGCUCAUGUUACAUUCUCUGAACAAGAGCCAGCCAGGGAACCACACAUUGCUGAAAAACCUGCCACAAAAAAGGGUGGUGUCUGUACCCUGCCUCCUCAUGUUACUCAGAGCCUCAAUGUUCUUGCUCACAAAGAAAAUGACAAAAAUAAAAUAAAGAUGAAUAGGAAUAAAUAUUCAUCAAAAUUUAAAAUUAAUAACAAGAUAAAAGUAUCUGAAGACUUAAUUGCUUCUGAUGAGGUUACCACAAAAUCAAUUGCCAAGACUCAGAUUUUUCCAUCUUUGGAACUGACAAAAGUGAAAUCUGAGACUUCCAUGAAGUGUCAGAAAAAAAACACUCAAGGAGACAAAGGCCAUGUUUCUCAGAGAGCACAAAAAAUUAAAAAGCAAAGUUGCUUCUGCAGUUGCAAAAAUUCAACUGCCUUAAAGCAACAUGUUACUCCACUUUGUGUGCCACAUGCACCCUCUGCUUCAGAUUUUGUAGAUCUGAAAUACACUGACAUGUUCAAAAUAAUAAAUUCAGAUGACGAAGGCCCAGGUAUUUACGAAAUGUUUGGAACUCCUGUCUAUUCCCACACGCGAGACCUCGAUCAGCAUGAGGGCAGGUUUCAUAAAGGUGUAUCUUCUGCUUCACCAGGAAGGUGCACCUGCAGAUCUACCUGCAGUAAAGUGGGAGAAAGCAGCAGAGUCAGAAACGCUCAAAAAAACCCACAUUCCAAGCCAAAGAAGGUCAUACCUGGUGCUAAACAAAAGCAGAAAGGUUUCACCACAAAGGACAGAAGGACCAAGCUGAGUGACAGCAACACAGAGCAAGGUAAUGUGACAACUUCUGACUUGGAUUCUCAAACACACAGCUCAAGUAACGCAGCAUUGUUUCAUGGAGACACAGAUCAUCAGCUCACAUUUUUAGAAGAGCUUUCAAGGUCAACAGCAGAGCAGAACAUCUGUGUGCCCCAGUGCAGGAGGGAUAUGGAUGGUGGCAAAGGCCUGGAAUCACACCAGGACUUCAAGUCUGACAGUAAAUGUGAAUUGCCCUUUUCAGAUAGACUGCAGUGUCAGUCCCCUACAAAAAUAGAUCACAAUUGGGCAGACACUCCUCAAAACAGUGGUUUGGCAAAUGAAUGGACUCGACCUUCAUUGUUUCAGACAAAAAAUGCCAAAAGCCUCAGUUUCCAGACAAGUCAGAACAUUUCCUCCUGGGCAGAUACUAAGGAUGUGACUGAUGAGUUGCUUUGUUGUCUGGCCAAAGAAUUGCUAAUGCUUGAAGAAAAAGACACCAAUUCUUCAAGAACAAAAAAUACAAGUUCUAAAAUACAGAAUACACAGAGUGAAGAAGAGGAAAUUAUGUUGACUGAAGAUGGAGCAAUAAUAAAUAUUUCUCUAGAGAAGAGUUUCAGUAAAGCCUUUUUGGCUUCAAAUGAAGAAAAUGGCCUUCUGAAUUUUGAUGAAUCUACUAAAUUACCAGGAAGCAGUUUGGCUGCCAAAGAUCCUGUCAUGUGGACAAGAGGAGAAGUCCUUGGAAAGGGAGCCUAUGGCACAGUGUACUGCGGUCUGACAAGCCAGGGACAGUUAAUAGCUGUAAAACAGCUGGUUUUGGAUACGUCAGAUCAACUCACUACAGAAAAGGAGUAUCAGAAGUUCCAUGAGGAAGUUGAUCUUUUGAAGACAUUGAAGCAUGUAAAUAUUGUAACCUAUUUAGGAACUUGUCUGGAAGACAACAUUUUAAGCAUAUUCAUGGAGUUUGUUCCUGGUGGCUCCAUUUCCAGUAUUCUGAAUCGCUUCGGUCCAUUGCCAGAAGUUGUCCUGUGUAAAUACACCAAGCAAAUUCUACAAGGGGUUGCAUAUUUACAUGACAACUGUGUGGUCCACAGAGACAUCAAAGGCAAUAACGUGAUGCUCAUGCCCACCGGGGUAAUAAAGCUGAUUGACUUUGGCUGUGCCAGGCGCCUGGCCUGGGCCAGCCUCAGCGGCACCCGCGGCGAGCUGCUCAGGUCUGUGCACGGCACUCCCUACUGGAUGGCUCCAGAGGUAAUAAAUGAGUCUGGCUACGGCAGGAAAUCAGACAUCUGGAGCGUUGGCUGCACCGUGUUUGAGAUGGCAACAGGCAAACCCCCUCUGGCUUCCAUGGACAGGGUGGCAGCCAUGUUCUACAUCGGGGCCCACAGGGGGCUGAUGCCGGCCCUGCCCGAUCGCUUCUCCAGCGCUGCCGUGGAGUUUGUGCACGCCUGCUUCACCAGAGAUCAACACGAACGGCCUUCUGCUCUGCAGUUGCUGGACCAUCCCUUUGUGAAAGGAAGAUGGUGAAUUUUUCAAAACUCUUACAAAUGAGCAUGUGUUUUCCAUGGAAAAGAUUUUCACUUGUGAAAAAAAGACCAGGAGGAACUGGACUUCAAUGUGACAGCAGAAAUACUGGAGAGCAGUUGUAUUCAAGGAGUCUGUUCUGCAAUGUGUGUCCCUCACAGUGAACAGCAGGCCACCUUGUGUUGUAUUUGGAGAGACUUAAAGGGAAAAUAAAGUCACCAUCAGUGGCAUGUGACAGGCCAGGUAAGCUGGAAUGUCUGUAGAAUGCUAUGGAACACAAGCUAUGGGCAGAGAGCUCUGCAGGUAACUCCAGCUUGGAGAUGAGUAAUGAGUGUGAUGAUCCCACAUGUGAACCUCAGACCAUCUACUGGCAUAAAAUGUACUGAGGCUUUAUUCAGUCAGGUGAGCCCUUUUGUUUAACUGGACUUUCACUUCACUUUUUAGCUGAAAGUUUUUUACACACAUGGAUGAGCCCUGUGUUCCUGAGGCCCUGUAUCUCCAUGAGAUACUGUGGUGGUAAUGAUAGAGAUAAUGAUCUAAACAAUGGGGCUGCCUGUUUUAAAUGAAGUAGUGCAUUUUAUGGGCACUUUCAGGUCGCAGAAGGUUGAGGUUGGAAGGGGCUCUGGAGAUGCUCUGGUCCAGCCCCACUACUCAGAGCAGGGCUGACUGAAUUGGGGUGCUCAGGUCCUUGUCCCAUUGAUUUUAUGGAUGGAGACUCCAAAGCCACUCAAGGCAACAUGCUCCAGUCUUUCACCCCCCACAAGAUAGAAAUGAUUUUAGGUCAAGUUGUCCCAUUGUACCUUGUCCUGUCACUGUUAGCACUGCAGAGUCUGGCUCUGUCUUCGUUACUGUCCCCAUGGGGUGCUGGUACUCACUGAAAACCUGAAAUGCUUCUCCAACCACUUGAGUGAGCACUGUCUGUGACUGGGUGACACAAACAGAGCCCCUCUGCACUCCAAUCUUUACACUUAGUAGAACUAGCUACUACAAACUGAACAAAAUUAAAUAAAACGUGAAAAGCUUUAUUAAGUAUUAAUAAAGCAAAAAAAGCAGGUAUUAGUAUUUAGAAUGCCUUUUUGUUGAUAAGAUUUCUUCCUAUCAAAGUGGGGUAAAUCUUUAGCUUUUUUGGAGCACCCAGGCUCCAGGAAGAGAGGCAGUAAAACUCAGCCCUACAAGUGUCCAGAGCUGAGCUCUCAGGAAUCCAAGACCCUGAUUUCAGUGCCAGCAGUAUUAUGAACAUUUGUGUUUUACAAAUGGGAAAGAAGGCAGUUCUAUAUUUUAUAUAAAACCAACUUUCCUCAGAGUGCUAAACAUCUUAGUUACUUAAAUAGCUUUCAAACUUAAUUUUAUUCCAGUAGCUUGACCUUAGGGAGUUAAGUCUAAACUUUAUGAAAGCAAAGAGAAAUCAGUACUUCUAGCAAAAUUCUUUAUUAAUAGUUUCUGUAGGUAUAAUGUCACAUAACAAUGACAGAACAUUAUGCCAGUAUAAGAUAAAUCCUAACAUCACAGUAAUCUUCAAAGUUCAAGCAGUUAACAGUCCUUUUUUGAGGAGUAUUGUUUGGUGCUCAUGCCAGACAUCCAUGGCAACAUCAUGUUAAAGUAUCUUCAUGUUAAAGUACCUCGCAGAAUAAAGGCAGGAGCCCGGGCAUGUGAGCUCUAGUGGGAUGUACAUAAUUCCAUGAUGUGUACUAAUUCUUCUCAGAUUAAGGUAGAGUCUUCAACAAAGCUGCAAAGUAAAUAUGAGGGUUUAUUUAUCAUGAAAUGAAGCUGAGAUGAGAGUCAUAAGCAAAGAAAGAAUGGGAAUGCUUUAGAAUAUAUAAUUAAUUAAAAAAAGGUCAGCAUUACAAACCCCCCUUAUGCACAUCUUAUAAGCAAAACUAACAUCUGUAACUUGUUAAGAGUUCUCCAGUAUUAAGGUUACCAUUUAUUUGCAAUUUGUCAUGUUUAAUCCAGUUAAUUACACUGAAAGUAAUCAUUAGAGGUUUGUAAAACUUGAACCUGAGUUUUUAAUCAAAAUGUGAAAGCACAUUUUUGCUUCUGCUAAACCAGACUUCAAGAAUGAGGUGUCAGUUUAAGGCCAGCACUUGCAACAAGGGUAUUUCAGUUUAAUCAGAGCUGUGCUUGCAGCAGAGCUCAGGGCCCAGCACAGCUAAACCAAGCCCUGUGUUAGUCUGGGGAGUCUUGUGUGCUUGGCUGAGCCUGUCUGCUGGAGCAGUCUAGAAACAAGUCUAACUUUGCAUAUUUCUUACUUGAGGAGAUCAGAGAUUUUCACACCAAAAUCCAGGUGCCUAAUUACAGGUAUCCAAUGUAACAAGGGGAAAGGGUGUGAAAUCCUGAAAAACACCUUUUUCAUGGGACCCUGAGCGAUUCAGUGAGCAGGGUCACACUUUGCUUCAUUAUUUAUAGCGUUGGUGCAGGGCACACCUUGCUGGUUUAAAGACUACAGCCUUCCUUUCUGAAACCAGUAAGGAGCCAUUACAGUGCAUGCAGCCUGCCUAGCACUUGCUGUGACUGCAGGUUUCCUCAAGAUUAGAAGCUCAAAUCUCAGCAGCUGAAGGUACAGCCCUGUCCUGGUAUUAUUGUAGGGUUACCCAGGGUUUCUGUCACAGUAACGAGAGCCCUGGUCACUUCUCAGAAGGGAGGGGCCACAGGCAGCCAACCCAGCUAUGUUACACUGCUCUUGGAAUUACCACCAGCACUAGGAUGUAAAAAUUUGCAUCUAAAAAAUCCUCUCUUUCCAAGGAAGCAGAGCCUGGUCCCCAAAAUAUGAGUCUCUUGAGAUGAUUUGGGUUCAAAUUUAGCGCUGUUCCAUAAACUCAGUAGGAACCGAUGCCAUUUCUACACCAUUCCUAUCAAACCUCUGGUUCCUGCACACAGGGAAAGAACUGGAGUUCUCCCAAGGAAGGGCCCUCAGGACACACUCCAGUGCCUCUUCUCCCCUAUUUUCCCCUUCCCACAGGGACCAGCACCAUGGGACAGCUCAGGAAUUUUAGGUGUUGUCAAAGAACACAAUUUGUGAACUAUGGCAACACCAGUGUAGCUGCUCCAAGUGCAGGGAUAUAGUACCCAAACUGUAAAACCCAAGCAGUGAGUUUCAAGGUUAUAAAUUUAGUUUGGAUUUGUUAUAUCCAUUUCAGAAGCCAGAGAAACAACCAUUCCCAGUAGCAGUGGGAGAGAAGACUCCUGGUACUAAUUAUCUCUUUAAGGUGUAAGGAGUUAAGCCUUUCAGAGAAAGGAGAAAUUAACUAGCUAGUUCAGGCUGGCAUCACUUCCAAGGCUCAAGACACUAAUUUUUAGAACUUAAGUGCAUUUACAUCAAAUUAAAGAGAGCAAAGUAUUUGCUCAGUCCAAUCAACUUCCCUGCAAAACAAGGAUUGGGAACCCUUCCCAUAAGAUCUUAGAAAGAAAAUGGUGUGGUGCUGUCACCCACCCCCUCACUGCUGAAAAGAAAAAUAAUAAUAAAAACCCCUCUACCGUCAGACCUGGCCUGACACUGCUCACUGUUAUCACCAUGCACAGGCUCUGCCCACAAGGUGGAGAGAAGGAGCAGCUUAAAUGGCACAAAACGUCUAGAAUUUGCUUUCCAGGUACCAAAUACCUGAUCAAAGUAAUGGAAAUAAAGGAAACAAGUAAGACUUCAGACUUUCCAGCAUUCCAUUAUUUGAAUGAUUUGAUAACAACUAGCACUGUUUUGCCAAUAACUGAAAGGGGAUCUUAGUGUUUACUAACAAAGUUGGAAAAUUAAACAUAGGAAAAUGGGAUCAUUUCUGCACAAUAGAGGUGAGGUAGGGAAUUUUAUUGAAAAUACUUUUUUUUUUUACAAGUUCUUAGAAAUAAACUUUUUUCUAAUCUCACACAAACAGCUGUACCUCAAAAAUUCAACUAAUCUAUUAUGAAACAUUUAUAUUUACAGUUAACCAAAAGAAUAUACAGAACUGCCAUGUUAUGCAAAUAGCCAAGUACCAGCUCACAGUGAGAUACAUGACCCCAGAAUUCCCACCAUCAGGAAGAUUCAACAUAUGAAAGAAUCUCACUAUUCUACAAACCUCAUCUCACAGAAAGGAAAGAUUUUUAAUAGUGUUGUAGCAAGGUCUCCACUACAGCAUCAUUUUACAAAUUACAUAAUUAAUGUACUCAAAUUUGUAACAAAAAACCUGUAGUAAGUGAUGAACAAAGUAAUAGUGUCGACUAUGAGCCUUUUAUUGCGUUUAUUCAGUCAUUCACGUGAGGCUGAUGCCGAUCCAAAUAGUUUUCAUUCAUUUCCAACACCUCAGUCAGGCUGCAAUUCACACCAUUCACUAAUUUACAGUGGGUUUCAGUCAGCAAAAACUAGUGGCACCUGAUUGCAUCCCCUCUCCCUCCCUCUCAGUCCUAGGAUCACCACAUGGAAUUCAGACACAAACACACAGACAAUUUUACCUAUUUACAAUUACAUUGAAAACCAAACCCUUUGAGUUUCAUGGACAUCCUUUACAGAGAAACCAAAACCCACUGUUUGGAUCUCAAUGUAACACAGCAACAUUUUGUCCACCAUAUUUCACAAUUUCCCAGAAUCAAAACAGGUAAUAGGUUUUUUUGUAACAGCACCAUAGGAGGAAGGCCUAUGCUCUUUUCCAAGGUAUAUUAGACAGGCACUAGUUACCAUCCAGACAUUUGAACUUCAGGUUGUGACAGCAACUGCUAUAUUUACAGUACAAUAUAUUGCUUAUCCAGAGUGGCUGUAUAAGAUGCAUUUCCUGGCACAAUUAUUUCAACAGACACAAAAAGAAAGUACUGUAGUGCUUCAAAGACAGUUUCCUGCUAUUUCAAGAGUCUGUCCAGGCUCUAGUUUAGGACAGUAUAUAAUGAAGAUUACAUUGGUUACAAAUCAGACCCAAGAGUAGCACUGAGAUGGAAAGGAAAGGGACUAUAAAAGGAUAGAAAAUAUUCAACAAUGCAGAAGUUUGUAACAAGAAGUUACAUCCCGAAUGUAGAAAAACAACCAAGUCAGGAGGGAUAAGACAGCUUUGGAUUUUGUACAUGGGCCUUGAUUUACACUAAGAUAUAGCAGAAAAUGCAAUCAGGUUUCCAUUUAAAUAUUCCUUAAGUGUAAAAAAAGUAUUCAUAGUUUAAAUAAAACUUAUUCAAGUAAUUACAAGCGUUUGCAUUACUGGAAACAGAGUAUUACAUAGUAAUUGAGAUACCUGUAGUUACAUCAUACAGCAACUACCAACCAGGCUGAUACUGAACAGUUUUCUCAUUUAAAGCACAGGUGAGUAAAUAACUGGAAGGGCAAGGCUGCAGAUGUUCAUGGGGGACUUACAGAGUUAAACAAGCACUAAGGGAAUGAGGAGGCUUAGCAAAAGUUUACUUCACAUCAUGUUCACUUCUAAGUUAAAAGAAGUCACUGAAGACUGGCUGUUGCUACUAUAGAUCUACUGAGUUCAUGUUGAGGUACUUCAGAGCUUAUGGACAGUUGUAAGAACCCAGAAGGUCAGUUCCCUGUUCUGCAGGUGGCUGAGCUGCAGUAUUGGCUUUGAGAACACAGCACAUGCACACCCAUCACUCCUCCUGCAGAGCACAACCCCUGCAAAGAGCUGCCAGGCCUCGCCCUGACACUCGCAGGCAGGUUAAUGGAUGUACUGGUUCAACUGGGACACUCAGGGGAUCUCCUAACCCCACAGAGCUGAAAAAACCAGAACAAGUAUCUUCCAAUUUGGUAACUAAUGACAAGUACAAUCCACAGAAUCACUGGUAACUAUUUUAUUGUUGGAAUAUAAAGUUGGGAUAUCAAUAGUUUUAUUCUUAUUUACUGUGAAGACUGCAUUCACCUGUAAAAGAAAUAUGGCAUCACACACAAGUACACUUUUUGGAUUUCAGAACACAGGUAUUAUUCUGAAAUGCCAUUGGGAACAGUGACCCCUGUUUGCUAUUAGAAAAAAUUAUGUGUUUUUGUGUUUUGUUUCUGAAAAGGAUAAUUUUCCCACAAUGACAGUUCUGACUUGCAUUUAAAUCACAUUAAUCUACAUAAUCAUCAUUAACAGCUCUGUGUCUAUUUUACUGCAUCAAGCCAAUAAACAUUUAAAUGCACUUCACAUCAAAAGAUUAUGUAAACUUUUAUUUUAAUUCCUUCUUCAUUCAGAAAUCUAGGGACAUUUCUGAGGCCUGGCCACAGUGAGUGAGCAGAGGCCUAUCCCUUUUCCUGCCUCCCUGCUAAUACUGUGUGGUGCUGACGUGGUCCUGGAUGCCUCCUCCAGUCAAGUGUCCCUUUUAAGCGGCUUCCAAUAAGGCCUACAGUUUAAAGAUAAACAAGACAAAGUGCCAUCGUGGUUUGGGUAACUGAUGGACUCUGGCAAGAUAAAAUAAAGUUAUGUGUAUUUUGUUAUACUUACAAGCAGCUCCAAUCCUGAGUAUUUAUGGUAUAUCUAAACAUACAAAAAUGUAUGUACAUUUUUCUCCACUUUCUUGUAAACAGUUGUCAGUAUACUGUUUUUAAUCCCUUUAUCUUUGAAACAUGCAAAUCAUACAUACAAUAUAAA